Penicillium salamii is the source of this 1647-nucleotide messenger RNA. The record is from the annotation of a GenBank genome assembly. NCBI's taxonomy places the organism in Eukaryota, Fungi, Ascomycota, Eurotiomycetes, Eurotiales, Aspergillaceae.
AUGGCCAACACGGAGGUCUCCCGUACUCGCCCUUGUUCGUCGUUCCUGCCGGUCUUCCCGCCAGAGCUUUGGAAUAUCAUCAUCGAAUACCUGGACGAUGGAGCGACUGCUCAAAACCUGGGCCGUCUGGCCCAGGCAUGUCCUGCGCUUCAGGCUAUAAUUGAGCCUCGGCUUUAUAACCCUGUUCGGCUACACAAUCCAGAGAGUGGUGCUCGUCUUGCUCGCACAAUCAAGUCUCGCCCGGAACUAGCACCACUGAUCCGCGAACUUCGACAUAAAGAGGACUCUGGGUUUGGCGGUAAUUUUUACAGCUACUGCACAUUCUACCUGAUGGUUUCCAAUUUGCCGAAUCUUGAGCAAAUAUUCAUGAGAAAAGCUAUCGAUUCCAUUGAAACCUCUCAAUCAGCCGAUGAUGAAAGCUUGGAAGAAAUAUACAAUGUGCUGCACCCUGCCCUGUGGUGGUCAUCGACCCCCAAGCAUGUUGCAAUGCCCUUGAAAGAAUAUCGAAAAUAUACAAAUAGUCCCGUCAAAGAUCGAAUUUUGGGAAGUUCAGCUUCCCACCUAUCCCCUGGGGUAGAGUUUUGCGAGUCAAAUCAGUUCAUUGAGUAUCUCCUAAUGGAGACUGGAAUUGAUUGGCGUGAAUUACCCAGGGGUUUACCUUCCAAGGGUCUAUCUUCUUUGCGUGUCUGCCAUAUCGGAACGCAUUGUGACUUGACCGAAAUCAGUAUAAGAGGUCGGAUUCCGAGAAUCAGCUCUGCGAUAUUUCAGCAUUCAGGUUUACGGAAGCUCUGCCUUACUGGCUGUGAGCUGAAACCGAGCACAGAAGCCAUGGCCGAAAACAGCACAGUACUCGAAGAACUGACCGUUUUGAAUUGUUUGACGACACCAGUACAUCUCAAGGAUGUGCUAAGAGUGCCGAAAGCGUUGAAAAAAUUCACGAUCAGAACUGUAAUAGACCCAGAGGAGUCAGAAUGGAGCUAUACCGACGCAGCAGGGUUUCAAUACGAGUCACUCGAGUUUUUGGAUCAUGAUAUUUAUUGGGGAGAUGAGGAGGAGGCCGACUUUUCUGGAUUAGAAAACCUCAAGCAUCUCACUACAACUCUCAGCUCAUUAGCUGGGAAAGAAUGUCAUGAGCUGGACAUCGAAGAUGAACAAAAUUUACCCCAGAGCCUCGAAAGCCUCACACUACGGCUCGAUGAGCACAAGGCCUGGACUAAUUCAGUGAUCUACGAGUUGGUCAAGAGCGAGAAGCUCCCCAACCUACGUCGCUUCACAGUUGAGGUGCCCGAGACCAUGGAGAGUUUUCCCUCGAUCAAUGGAGAUAAAACGAACCCUUCUUGCCUGGAGAUAUGCCAGGAAGGCAAUACAUGGCAAGACAAAUUCAAGGAAAUCAACGUGGACCUGUCUAUGUCCCCCGUUCCUUGCCCACUCGAGGUGCCUAAAUACAACCUCUGCUCCUGUGAAUGUCUGGAGUUCUACCACCGCUUGCCUUCCCAUCCACACAAUGAUUUCAGACACCCUUUGGAAGACGAGGACUCCGACUGGAACCCUUGGGUUGACGAUACUGAACAUGAUAUGGAUGACCAGGGCAUAGACGAUACCAUAGAUCAGUUUGAAAACGACAUGGAUGAUGAGAUAUUUGACUGA